CUCUACGACAAUUUCAUCAGUGACUUUGAACACAGAAUCAACCCGCUGUCCCUCAUGGAGAUCAUUCUGUACGUCGCCAGACAGAUGCAAGAUCCGAAAGAUGCCAUCACCUUCCUGGAGAAGACCAGGGAAAAGGUGAAAAGCAACGACGAGGCCAUCAUUCUCUGCAAGACGUCUAUCGGCAGUCUGAAACUGGAGAUCAACGAUCUUCCUGCCACGAAGAAACUCAUCGAGGAGGUCGAGGAGAUGUUGAAUAACUUGCCCGGGGUGACGUCGGUCCACGGCCGCUUCUACGACCUCUCGAGCAAAUACUACCGCAUCAUCGGGAACCACGCCUCCUACUACAAGGACGCCCUGCGCUACCUCGGAUGUGUGGACAUUAAAGACCUUCCAGAGACGGAGAAGCAGGAGAGGGCGUUCACACUGGGACUGGCGGGACUCCUGGGAGAAGGAGUUUACAACUUCGGAGAGCUGCUGAUGCAUCCUGUGCUGGAGACCCUGAGGAACACGGACAAACAGUGGCUCAUUGAUACACUAUACGCCUUCAAUGGAGGCAAUGUGGAGAAGUUCCAGGGCUUCAAGUCUGCCUGGGGCCAACAGCCUGAUCUUGCCACACAUGAAGCUAAACUGAUGCAGAAGAUCCAGCUGCUGUGCGUGAUGGAGAUGACUUUCACUCGUCCUGCGAACCACAGACAGCUCACCUUCACCGAGAUCGCUCAGAGUGCCAAGAUCCCCGUUAACGAGGUGGAGCUGCUGGUGAUGAAGGCUCUGUCCGUGGGUCUGAUCAAAGGGAACAUUGAUGAGGUGGACCAGAAGGUGCAGAUGACCUGGGUGCAGCCCAGAGUGCUGGACCUGCAGCAGAUCAAAGGUAUGAAGGAGCGUUUGGACUUCUGGUGCGGCGACGUGAAGAACAUGGCGAUGCUGGUGGAGCAGCAGGCCCACGACAUCCUCACCUAAAGCUCUCGGCCCCGCAGAGGGAAACCACCUCUUCACAACCGUUUUGUAUUUGUUUCUCUUUCUAUCGGAUGUUCUCUCUUCUGUUGCCGUCACUGUUUAUUACCAACUUGUAAAUUACGCUGUGGUAUUUUACAAAUAAACAAGUUGGUUGUAACAUUAUUAUCCUCAACGUAUGGACCGAAAACAUUCUCUGAAAUAUGAAUAAAAAUGGAAAAAGCCUAA
Messenger RNA from Morone saxatilis (striped sea-bass), 1179 nucleotides. It is a transcript of the gene psmd13, whose product is annotated as proteasome 26S subunit, non-ATPase 13. The record is from RefSeq and is a predicted model, not a curated record. Gene Ontology annotation, molecular function: structural molecule activity. NCBI's taxonomy places the organism in Eukaryota, Metazoa, Chordata, Actinopteri, Moronidae. Gene Ontology annotation, biological process: ubiquitin-dependent protein catabolic process. Gene Ontology annotation, cellular component: nucleus; cytosol; proteasome regulatory particle, lid subcomplex.